Ostreococcus lucimarinus CCE9901 is the source of this 5128-nucleotide messenger RNA. Its product is annotated as VIC family transporter: calcium ion channel. The transcript has a single exon. The coding region runs from base 1 to 5106 and encodes 1701 amino acids. NCBI's taxonomy places the organism in Eukaryota, Viridiplantae, Chlorophyta, Mamiellophyceae, Mamiellales, Bathycoccaceae. Gene Ontology annotation, biological process: calcium ion transmembrane transport. Gene Ontology annotation, cellular component: voltage-gated calcium channel complex; voltage-gated sodium channel complex; plasma membrane. Gene Ontology annotation, molecular function: voltage-gated calcium channel activity; calcium ion binding; voltage-gated sodium channel activity. The record is from RefSeq and is a predicted model, not a curated record.
AUGCGACACGGGAGCGCGGAUUCGAGCGAUGGGAAUUCGAGCGGCGAGCGCGAGACGGAGGACGAAACGCGGCGCGCGGGAGCGGCGACGCGCGCGGGACCGGCGCCGUGCUCGAGCGACGAUUCCGACGAUGAGGGUGAUGGUGAUGAUGGAUCGUAUUACGGCAUCGAUCGGGACGGGGCGAGAGAUUCCCACUCAAGCGACGACGACGGCGAGCGAGACGAACGAGGCGAACAAUUGGUGGACAUUUAUCAUCGCUUGGGCGAACACACGAAGAGUGGGAAAGAACGAAGUGCGAACGUGAGUGCGGCGAGGCAAGAGUCAGCGUCGGGAAAUGCGUCGAUCGAGGGCGAGGAUAGCUUAGUCGUGGGAGUGAGUGGGAAGAUUUACGCUGAAAAGUCGUUCGGGGUGUUCGGGGCGGAGAACCCGAUUCGCAAGUUUUGCAUUCAGCUCGUCGAGAGACACGAGUUUGAUUGGAUCGUACUGCUGAUUAUCGCUGCGAAUACGAUUUUGCUGUGCCUCAGCGAACCCGAGCGCUUGGAGGGUAGAGGGUGCGGGCAGUUUGCCACGCGAGGGGCGAGGAACGACGCGGCGGAGCGGAGCGAACUCACGUUCACUAUUUUAUUCACCCUCGAGGCGUUGCUGAAGAUGAUAGCGUUCGGUGUGGUGGGUAAAUUGAAUACAAAAAACUCGGGGGCGUAUUUACGCGACUCGUGGAACGUGAUGGACUUUGGCAUUGUCAUCGUGUCCGUCGUCGCCCUCCUGCCAGGCGAUAUGGGGUCAAACGUGUCCACCUUAAGAACAGUGCGAAUUCUGCGUCCGCUGCGAACGAUUAGCAUGUUCCCAUCGCUUCGAUUGCUGAUCGAGACAAUGUUGAAGUCUCUACCACUUCUUGCGAACGUGAUUGUAUUCUUUUUGCUAUUCUUCUGCAUUUUCGGUAUCAUUGGCGUGCAGUUCUUUGCCGGAAAGAUGAGAACACGGUGCUUCGAUGUACUUCCGCCAAGCGUGCCGUGCGAGAGUUACACGGCGCAAGAAUACGUACGAUGCAUCAAACGCGCUUCUGGUGACGCAGUUUUGCUGAAAAAGAACGAAGAUCAAGCAUGUGGAACCACCGCCCAAGCCGCGUGGCAGUGCCCCAGCGGCCAAGAGUGUUUAGAUCACGAAAAUCCAAACUAUGGAUACGCGAGUUUCGAUAGCGUCUGGUGGUCUUGGCUCGUGAUCUUCCAGACGAUAACCCUCGAGUAUUGGUCGCCCGUGAUGUUAGACCUCAUAGAUUCAGUAUCGCCUGCGGUCGUGAUGUGGUUCCUGCCCGUGAUAUUUUUUGGAUCGUUCGUGAUAUUGAACUUGGCACUCGCCAUCAUCACCAUGGUUUACGACGCGAAUAUUAUGGAUGAGUUGCAAAGAGUCUCGAGUGGGAGCUUCUCCACCUUCGAAAGAGCUAUCCAGGCGCUAUCACGCUCAGAAAGUGCCACGAAUGACGGGUUAGGAGAAGCAAUGAGCGCGUCCGUCGUGCGCCACAAACGCAGUCAAACUCUCGAGUGGAUCAAAACGCAACUCGUCAGAAUAAAGAACUUCGUACAACCACGUGCGCGGAAGUUCGUGGAUGGUGAUUUUUUCUUCAUGGUCAUCAACUUCAGUAUUUUGUUGAACACACUCGUGCUCGCGAUGGAAUACGACGGCAUGUCUAACAGUUACUCAGAGGCGCUGGAAAACGCGAAUCUGGCGUUUACUGCGAUUUUCAUGUUUGAAUUAUUGAUUAAAGUCGUAGCGCUUGGUAUACCUGAGUACGUGCGUGAUCGCAUGAAUUGGUUGGAUGCGGGGAUUGUGCUCGUGUCUUGUAUUGAACUCGGCUUGAAUGGAGGUGAAGGCAAGUCAAAAUUCACCGUCCUUCGCGCGCUCCGAGUUUUCCGAAUCCUCAAGUUGAUGCGAACGUGGCAGUCUCUACAGAGCACGCUUAAAACAAUUUGGAAGACUCUGGUCGAUUUAUCGAGUUUUCUAGCGAUUUUGUGUCUAUUUGUUUUGAUUUUUGCGCUCGUCGGGAUGCAACUUUUUGGCGGCAAUUACUGUAAGAUUGACCCAAAGCCGCGGUCGAACUUUGACACCUUCAACAACGCUAUUAUUACUGUCGUGCAAGUCAUCACGCACGAGGAUUGGCCAUUAGUGAUGUAUGACACCAUGUUCACCACCGCGAAAGUCGCUCUUCUGUAUUUCGUGGUCGUCCUCAUUCUGGGCGACUUUAUCAUUCUCAACUCGCUCAUCGCCAUCUUGCUGAGCAACUUUGACAAUCGCAAAGAAGUCCUGCAAGAGCAACUGCAAGAGAGUAGGGCUGCGAAGAAACAAAGUAUCUUUGGCGUGUUUGCUGGGAUGCGAAUGACUAAAUCGGACAGUGUCCGUAGUCGUGAGUCGAAUGAUAGCGCAAAUAAUGAGCCAUCCCAAACUGCGACGAGAUUUGCACAUUUUGCCCACGAAUUGCUGAAGAGAGAGAAGAGAAAAGCAGCGGCUAAAGUUGAAAAUUUGAGAUUGCAGCGAGCCAGAAAGAUGAUUGAGGAAGAAAGUAGCGCUGAGACAACCAGCGUCAUUAUGAGUCCGAAGGACAUGCAGAAGAAGCAGCCAGGGGCGCUUAGUAAAGUUCCGCUCACUAAGUUUGAACAAAGCAGCUUUUUUGGAUUGUUCAAGCCAUCGCACCCAGUCCGUAAAGCGUGCUUCGCGAUCGCGGACGACAGGCGAUUUGACUGGUUCAUUCUUAUGUUGAUCAUUGCCUCGAGUAUAACCAUGUGUUGGGAGACGCCAGAGAAUAUGGACAAUCCAAACUUUGAGGAGAGAGCAGAAAUUCUUGAUUACUGUUUCACUUCUGCAUUUGUGGUGGAGUUGUUGAUGAAGUGGAUCGCGUUAGGCAUGUUCAACGCCGAUAAGUACUCGUACUUGAAGAACCCGUGGAACGUUCUCGAUGGCACUAUCGUGUUUUUCGGAUUGCUCGGUAUGGGUCUCGGAUCCAGCGCGGAUCUUAAAUGGGUUCGUGCGUUACGUACUUUGCGCGUUUUGCGACCGCUUCGACUUCUCGGGCGAGUACAAGGGUUAAAAGUGGUAAUCAACGCGCUCAUUGCAUCGCUUCCGAGUCUCGUGUACGUGCUUCUGGUAUCGUUGAUUGUGUGGAUCAUAUUUGCUAUCGCAGGAAUGUCGUUGUUCAUGGGUAAGUUUAAAAGUUGCUCCGAUCCCACGAUUCUCACUAAAUCGGCGUGCGUCGAUUCUUGGUCAAACGGCACGAGUGUGCGGACUUGGGAUGUCAUAACGUCUUCGUGCAACGACUACACCAAAACGACCGAAUCUGCAUGCACUGGCAGCUACACAUCUGCGGUUUAUGUCACUCGAGAUUGGGAGAGUGCUGACAGCAACUUUGACUCUUUCCCACGAGCAAUGCUCACGUUGUUUGAGACGACGUCUGGCGAAGGGUGGACAGUGACUAUGUUCAACGCAGCUGACGCCGUGGGCACGGAUGUGGCGCCCGUGCGAGAUCGUACUCCAGUCGCGACGUGGUAUUUCCUCAUUUUUAUCGUUCUGUCGAACUUCUUCUUGUUCAAUAUGUGCAUCGGUAUCGUCAUCGACAACUUUUUGAAGAUAUCGACGACGUCGCUGACGCGCACCAUUAUGAGCGAGUCACAGGCAAGGUGGGUUGCUCAGCAGCGCAACAGGAACUUCACCGCUCGACAAUCAUUUUUCAGAAGACCGCCUCAUCAAAAGUGGCGCGCAAAGCUCUUCCAAUUGAUCAACGACACAAGAUUUGAUGCGAGCAUCAUGGUUAUCAUCUUCAUUAACACCGUGGUGCUCAUGACGGAGACGGAUCACGACAGCUCCUCAAAGAAGUUUGCAUUGGAUGUGUUGAACUACAUCUUCACGGCUGCGUUUGCAGUUGAAGCGAUGAUGAAAAUUGGCGCGCUGUACCCGCGACGUUACUUUUCAUCCGGUUGGAAUGUGUUCGACUUUAUCAUCGUCGUAACGUCCAUCUUGGGUGCAAUUUUGCAGUCGGGAACGGGAUCUAGCGCGUUCCGCGCUCUGCGCAUCUGCAGAGUUUUCCGUAUGGUGAAAAAGUGGAAAUCAUUGAACACGUUGUUCCAGACGCUGGUGAUGACAAUUCCUGCGCUCGGCAACAUAUCUCUGUUGUUGGCGCUGCUGUUUUUUAUAUACGCCAUAUUAGGCACACAAGUCUUCGGGCGUCUCGCGUAUGGCGAAGCGCUCAAUAGGCACGCAAACUUCAAAACUUUUGGAAAUUCCCUCUCCACGCUUUUGCGGAUGUUGACCGGCGAGGGGUGGCAAGAGAUCAUGAAUGAUUGCAUGAACAAGAAAAACUGCGACGCUUCUUUCGAUUGCGCCAUCGGGACGUGUUGCGGCACCGCCGUCGCUCCAGUUUACUUUGUCAGCUUUGUCGCUUUCUCUUCGUUCAUUAUUCUCAACUUACUCAUCGCUGUCGUGCUCGAUAACUAUUCGAUGAGUAGAAAGGAAGCUGAGAAUGAGAACGUGACUCCUGAAGACGUCAAGGCUUUCCGCAGAGUUUGGAAAAAGUUCGACCCAGAUCUCACCGGUUUCGUCAGCGCGAUCGACGUAAAGGCCAUCAUUCUCGCCACGCCAAAACCAUUGGGUUUGAAGGGCAAGCGCGUCACUGACUUGGGCAUGCUCAACCACGUUCGAUCGCUCAAUCUACAAGGAGGGUCGAGGUUUCUUCAUUACACCGAGCUCUUGCAGGCUUUUACGGCCAAGGCUAUGGGUGUGGAUCUCAACUACCUCCCGCUCGAAAUUCGCCGCGAACUCGAGGAGGAUCGGAGAAACGCCAAACGGGCUUCUCUCUUGAGACUUCGAAACAAAGUCCGUCGAAGAGCGACUCUCGUCAGAGAACUUUCUCGCAAAGAACAAGCCGCCGAUGAACUUCGCGGGGACUCUUUUGCGUCCAUUCGCGAGAUGGAAAUCGCAGAAGAAGGCGACGAGAACGAAUUGUUUGAUCUCGACGGCAAGCCAAUUUCCAUGAGCGUCAUGCUCGUCGUCUUAAAACUUCAGCGUCGAUUCCGCGCGCGGCGAGCCCGCGCGGCUGCGUCUGCGCCCGACGCAAAUAUUUAACCUUUCUAGCAUCAGCAGUAGC